CAUUACCGUCUAGUUAAAGCAAGAAAGAAAUUCCUCUAGUUUUCAAUUUUCCUGUCGUUAAAUUCAUAGAUGGAGAAUCAGAUUCCUAUGGCAAUGGCAACGGAGAUUGAAAGAGGCACAAAAACUCAGGAAGAUCAAUGGAGGGUGGAGAGUCAAGUUUUCCAGAUUUACAAUUUAUUCCAAGGAAUUCCUCCCAAUUCACAAUUCGCCAUAUUAGAGCUUCAACGAGACAAGCAUAUAGAAUAUCUCACUAAAGGUUUCAAGCAACUCGGUCGCAGUUUUACUGUUCUGGACGCCAAUCGACCCUGGCUUUGCUAUUGGAUGCUCCACUCAAUUGCCUUGUUGCGAGAUUGUGUUGAUGACAAACUGGAAAAUGAUUGCAUAGAUUUUCUCAGCCGUUGCCAGGACCCAAAAGGUGGAUAUGGUGGUGGACCAGGUCAGAUGCCUCAUCUCGCAACAACUUAUGCUGCAGUCAAUUCACUUAUUACAUUGGGUGGUCAUAGAUCUCUGUCAUCAAUCAAUAGGUGGGCACAUUCUAUGCUGUUAACUUGCACUCUUGUAUUGCUGGUAAUCAAAUAUGACUUCAGUUUCUUAAUGUAUUCCAGAAGAACAUUUUAUGAUUUUUUGCUGCGAAUGAAGGAGAGAAGUGGUGGCUUCAGGAUGCAUGAUGGUGGGGAAGUGGAUGUUCGUGCCUGCUACACUGCUAUAUCUGCAGCCAGUGUUCUGAACAUUUUGGAUGAUGAGCUGACUCAAAAUGUUGGAGAUUACAUCGUGAGUUGCCAGACUUAUGAAGGGGGAAUUGCUGGUGAACCAGGUUCUGAAGCUCACGGCGGGUACACAUUCUGUGGUUUGGCUGCAAUGAUUCUAAUAAAUGAGGUCCAUCGUUUGGACUUGCCUGCCUUAAUUAACUGGGUAGUAUUCAGGCAAGGAAUAGAAUGUGGUUUUCAAGGUAGAACAAAUAAAUUGGUCGACGGCUGCUAUUCCUUUUGGCAGGGAGGAGUGGCUGCACUGAUACAACGACUACAGUUGAUUGUUAAUGAUCAAAUGGGGCUGUCCAAUAUCCUAGAAUGCGAUUGCAGUACGGAUAGUGACUAUGAUUCUAUAAAUUCAGAUAUUUCUGCAGACGAACAAUCUUUAGAGGGUACUUCUUCCCAUGUAAAUGAGAUGUGCCAAAUUCGGGAAGAAGCUGCAGGGCAACCCAAUACUUCUCAUCUAGCUGAUGUAAACAAUGUUGGUUACAAUUUUAUCAAAGGACACGUACACAUGAAACCUCUUUUCAACAACAUGGCAUUGCAACAAUAUAUUCUUCUCUGUUCGCAGGAGGAGGGAGGUUUCAGAGACAAACCUGGGAAAAGCAGAGAUCACUAUCAUACAUGUUACUGUCUAAGUGGCCUAUCAGUCAGCCAGUAUAGCUGCACAAAGGAUGUCGGUUCUCCUCCGCUGCCACAGGAUGUACUGGGGCCUUAUUCCAACCUACUGGAACGAGUUCACCCGCUCUAUAACGUUGUUUUGGACCGUUACUACGAAGCAAAUGAAUUCUUCAAGGCAAAUUCUCUGUAGCUGGCAUUUGCCAUUUUUAUUUUAUUUUUAUUUUUUUCUUUGGUGGGGGGUGGGUUGGGGUGGGGGUUGGGGUUGGUAGUUUCAGUCAUUUUCUCAAACUUAAAUGUCCAGUUAAUUUAUACUGGAUUUAAAAGGAUCUGGGGUAUUAGUUCCCAUGUCAUAUUUUCUGAAAUUGUAGUGGGCUUGAAAGACCAUGGUGAUGUGAGGUGUUGAGGUCAUAUGCGAUUAACUUAAUAUUAAUCAACAAAUUUCUGUUGAGUUAGGGAA
Molecule: messenger RNA, 1827 nt
Organism: Olea europaea var. sylvestris
Lineage: Eukaryota; Viridiplantae; Streptophyta; Magnoliopsida; Lamiales; Oleaceae
Product: protein farnesyltransferase subunit beta
Exons: 13
Coding region: 70-1560 (496 amino acids)
Biological process (GO): protein farnesylation
Cellular component (GO): protein farnesyltransferase complex
Molecular function (GO): protein farnesyltransferase activity
Source: RefSeq, a predicted model, not a curated record